AUGCGCAAUCUCUUCAUUUUAAACAAGGGUGGCUUUCAACCUCAAGGCAUAACCCAUGAUAAUUUAAGUGUUUUGGAAAGCUCUUUUGAUACCAUAACAGAUAGCAUCACUGUUGUAUUAGGUUCUUUGGAUAUUGGUGUUAUUGAAGUCCAGAAGUUUGCAAAAGAUGGUACAAACACUAUCCUAGCUAGUUUUAAUCUAGAAACAUUUGACGAUGAAAUAAUUAGCUUUAUUAAUUUUGCAGAUUCAAACAAAUUAGUAUUCAUUUUCGGUAAGGGCGAUAUAAUUACAGCAACUUAUGACCCAUAUACUAUGGACUAUCAAGAUACAGUUGUAGAGAUUGUUGGUUCCAUUGAUAAUGGCAUAAAACAAGCCCAAUGGUCCUACGAUGAAGAAACUCUAGUUUUGGUCAGUAAAGAAAAUAAAGUUAUUUUGUUGAGCAGGGACUUUAGUCCAAUAAACGAAGUUGUGUUAGAUACACAAGAUUUGAAAAAGUCAAAACAUAUUUCUGUAGGUUGGGGUAAAAAGGAGACUCAGUUCAGGGGGAAAGGGGCACGUGCUAUGGAAAGAGAAGCUUUGAAAAGCUUGAAAGCUGGUGGCUUAAUUGGUAAUAAAAUUAGAGAUCCAACAAUGCCAUAUAUGGUUGACAAAGGUAUGAUUACUGACUUUGACAGACAGACAGGUCAAAACGUGGAAAUUUCUUGGAGAGGCGAUUGUGAAUAUUUUGCUGUUUCUACCGUUGAUAUUGUCGUUGAUCCAGAUGAUGAAACCAAAACAAUUGAAAGAAGAGCAUUAAGAAUUUAUACAAGAGGCGGAGAGUUAGAUGCUGCUUCCGAACCUGUUGAUGGAAUGGAGCAACAUUUAGCCUGGAAACCUCAAGGUUCCUUAAUUGCAUCUGUUCAAAGAAAAAUGUUACCACAAGAUUAUAUUGAAGAAGAAGGAGAACCUGAAAGUAACGAGAAGAGCUUAUCUCUCAUUUUUUUUGAAAGAAACGGGUUAAGACACGGUGAAUUUGAUACGAGAUUACCAUGGGAUCAAAAAAUUAAGAAAUUAUUAUGGAAUUGUAAUAGUGAAAUUUUAUCCAUUUGCUUAGAAGACAAAAUUCAGUUUUGGACAACGAAAAACUAUCAUUGGUAUUUGAAACAGGAAAUUUAUACACCUGAAUGGAAAUUUGCUAAAUGGCACCCGGAAAAAGAUUUCACAUUAAUGUAUGCUGAUUGCAAUGGUAUCAAUGUUUUAUCACUUGCCUACAAAAUCACACAUGGCCCAACAAUAGCUCCAAAUAAUGAUUAUGGUACGGUUGCUGUAGUUGAUGGCACCACAGUCAACAUCACUCCCUUCGCCAUAGCCAACGUUCCACCUCCAAUUUAUUUUAGAGAUUUUGAAGUCAAAGAUAAUAUUGUAGACGUGGCUAUCAGUUUAUCAAAUGAAAUAUAUGCCGUUUUAACUUCAUCUGGUAUUGUUAUAGGCAAAGUGGAAAGUAUGAAUUCUAUGCAAAAGAAUGGCGAACAUCCAAGUAUUGUUUGUGAGUUUUCUAGGGAUAACUUCGCUUCUGAUAUUGACAUUUUACGUCAAAUCGCUUUUGUCGAGGAUAAUAUGCUUGGUGUUUUAUUAGAUUCAAACAAUUUGUCCCACAUUGCUUUAAUAGACUUGAACAACUUGGAAUCCCCAUCUUUAUCAAGCGUUGUCGAGACUUUUGGGAAAGUUUUAUUAUUAAAAACCUCCUUUGACUACAAAAGCUUGGUUUAUGAAGCUAACGAUUGUACCGUUUCCGAAUUAAAUACAACUACAGGCCAGAUUACUGAAAUUACCAAGUUUCCACAAAUAGUGAUUGAUUUGAGAUUUAAAAAUAUUAGUUCAGACGAGAAUACUAUGGAAUACAGAGAUACCGAUGGGUUAGUUGCGUUUGGACUAGCUGCCAAUGGUAAAUUAUAUGCAAACGAUGUACUCUUGACCUCUGCUGUAACUUCUAUGGAAAUCACUGAUAAAUUAUUACUAUUUACCACUGCUCAGCAUAAUCUACAGUUUGUGCAUUUAAACACUGCUAAUUUCAAACCUUUACCGGUGGUGGAUGAAAAUGUUUCUGAUGAAAGGGUUCGUUCUAUCGAAAGGGGUUCCAUCUUGGUUUCUGUCAUCCCAUCCAAAUCAGCUGUUGUUUUACAGGCUCCACGAGGUAACGUUGAAACCAUAUAUCCUAGGAUCAUGGUUUUAUCAGGCGUUCGUCAAGAUAUUUUGCACAAAAAUUAUAAAUCUGCGUUUAUCACAUGUCGUACUCAUAGAAUCAAUUUAGAUAUACUACACGAUUACGACACUGCAUUGUUUUAUGACAAUUUAGAACAUUUUAUUAAUGACAUUGGUAGGGUUGAUUAUUUGGAUUUGUUUAUAUCUUGUUUAUGCGAAGAGGAUGUUGCCCAAACCAAAUACAAAGAAACAAUUAAUUCUGUUCAAGAUGCCAGCUUCGGCGUUGUUCCCGCUCCUCCAACGGAAAUGGAAUUGUACAUCAAAAACAAAUUUUUCGAUUCCAGUAAAUCUAAAGUGAACAAAAUUUGUAAAGCGAUGCUAGAAGUUUUUUUGAGUAAAAAAGAAUAUAUGACUAAAUAUUUGCAGCCAAUAAUAACAGCUUAUGCAUGCCAAAAACCACCUGACUUGAAAAGUGCUUUAGCACUAAUUGAAGAUAUAUCAGAUGAACAAGAAAAAGAUUCCAUGGUUACGUACAUUUGUUUCUUACAAGAUGUUAAUGUAGUUUAUAAGGUGGCGUUAUCACUAUAUGAUGUUGGCUUAUCUUUAGCAAUUGCACAAAAAUCACAACUAGACCCUAAAGAGUAUUUACCAUUUUUACAAACUUUGCAAGAUGCUACUGAGCCACGUAGAAAAUUCAUGAUCGAUGACCACUUGGAAAACUACGAUUUGGCUCUAACUCAUUUGGUCAGUGUUGAAGCUGAUGAAAAGGUGGCGUCCGAGGAGGUUAUUGAUUACAUCCAGGUUCACGAGUUAUUUAAAUUUGCUCUUGGUUUAUUUCGUCACAAUGAAGCUAAGCAAAACCAAAUUUACUCCAUUUAUGCCGAUAAAUUGGUGGCCACCCAACAAUAUGCUGAAGCAGCUAUUAUCUAUGAAAUGUUAGAUAAAUUUCACGAUAGUAUGGAUGCUUUUGUUUCUGGAAAAAGAUGGAAGGAGGCGUUGUCGAUUGCAGUUACACAUUUCCCCAAAGACGUGAAGGAUAUUGCCGAGAGCUUGGUUACCGCAUUAAACUAUGAACAUAAAUAUGGGGAAUCUGCCCAAAUUGAAUUAAAAUACUUGAAGAAUAUAAAGGAAUCAGUUAGAUUAUUUUGCAAAUCUUAUAAUUUCGAUGAAUCCAUUUUAGUUUGCUGUACUGAAAAUCGUAAAGAACUAAUUGAAGAACUUGUAGACCCUGGUUUGGAUGAAGCCUUUGGGAUAAUCGCAGAAUUAUUGGCCGAUUGUAAGGGUCAAGUAAACUCUCAAUUGAAGAGAUUGAGAGAAUUACGUGAAAAGAAAUCACAGGACCCAUAUGCGUUUUAUGGCCAGGAGGGUGAUCAGGCAGAUGAUGUUUCCAUUGCACCAUCGGAAACAUCUACCAAGGAAUCUUUUUUCACCAGAUAUACUGGAAAAACUGGUGGAACCGCCAAAACAGGUGUUUCCAGGCGUACAGCCAAGAACAAACGUCGUGAAGAACGUAAACGUGCCCGUGGGAAGAAAGGUACUAUUUAUGAAGAAGAAUAUUUGAUUAGAUCCAUUGGUAGAUUGGUAGAAAGGGUAACACAAACAGAACAGGAUGCCAUUAAAACAAUUGAAGGAUUAUUAAGACGACACAAGAUUGAACAGGCUUAUCAAAUCCAAAAGAAUUUUAUAGAAGUCUUGGACUUGUUGAGAGCUAAUAUUACUGAAAUUUACAAUCUUGAUGAAAAAGACAGAGAAAGAAUUGAUGAAAACGGAGAGGUUUAUCAUAUUCCUGAAAUACCCGUCCCUGAAAUCAAAGAAUUUCCUAAAUUAUGUGCUAUCGACUUUUAA
This is a messenger RNA of Saccharomycodes ludwigii, 4026 nucleotides long. RefSeq names its product Elongator subunit IKI3 (gene IKI3). Gene Ontology annotation, biological process: tRNA wobble base 5-methoxycarbonylmethyl-2-thiouridinylation. The record is from RefSeq and is a predicted model, not a curated record. Lineage: Eukaryota; Fungi; Ascomycota; Saccharomycetes; Saccharomycodales; Saccharomycodaceae. Bases 1 to 4026 code for a protein of 1341 amino acids. Gene Ontology annotation, cellular component: cytosol; elongator holoenzyme complex. The transcript has a single exon. Gene Ontology annotation, molecular function: tRNA binding.